Messenger RNA from Toxotes jaculatrix (banded archerfish), 907 nucleotides. RefSeq names its product peptidyl-tRNA hydrolase 2 (gene ptrh2). The coding region runs from base 111 to 641 and encodes 176 amino acids. Gene Ontology annotation, biological process: negative regulation of anoikis; positive regulation of anoikis. The transcript is spliced from 2 exons. The record is from RefSeq and is a predicted model, not a curated record. Gene Ontology annotation, cellular component: cytosol; mitochondrion. NCBI's taxonomy places the organism in Eukaryota, Metazoa, Chordata, Actinopteri, Toxotidae. Gene Ontology annotation, molecular function: peptidyl-tRNA hydrolase activity.
GUCGAGCAGGGGCGCAGGUAUGACCUGUCUUAUACAGUCUAUGGGUAUGACAUGAAACCGGUGUAACCGAAAGUAGAUUAAUUGGGUUAUUGUGUUGUCACACCGUGGCCAUGGAAGGCUUAAACAUGGAUUUGCUGUAUAGUCCAUUGAGCGUUGGUGUAGUAGCAGGACUGGGCUGUGGACUGUUGCUCGGUUGGCACCUUCGGGGACGCUUUGGCCCAGUAUCCAAAAACCUGAUGACAGCGACGGUAAACGGCACCGGUGAGGAAAGUGUGAUGGGAGAAGGUGGCGAGUUCAAGAUGAUUCUGGUGGUCCGUAAUGACCUGAAGAUGGGCAAAGGAAAGGUCGCUGCCCAAUGCUCCCAUGCUGCCGUAUCAGCCUACAAGCAAGUCCAACGCAGGAACCCCGAGCUUCUCAAACAGUGGGAGUACUGCGGCCAGCCCAAGGUGGUGGUGAAGGCUCCUGACGAGAACACCCUGAUUGAUCUGCUCGGUCAUGCCAAAGAAGUAGGGCUUCCUGUUAGCCUGAUCCAGGAUGCAGGAAGGACACAAAUUGCACCUGGAUCACGCACUGUGCUGGGUAUCGGUCCAGGCCCAGCUGAUCUGAUUGAUAAUGUCACUGGAGACUUGAAGCUCUACUAGAGUUCCAGCUUGCAUACUAUUUCUUUGUUGUCAAAACUAUUUGCAGUGCAAACUAAGUUAAGCUACUACACGUUUUUAUUUUUUAUAAGAACAAUUGACUCAGUUACAUCUCAACUACCUGUACUGUGCAGUUUUGGGGGCUUUGUGCUCUUAAUGCCAAUGGUAUCAGGAAUCAGUUGACUCUUGGAUCACAGUUAUAACAGCUUAACAUGUAUUUCUUUACUGAUAUUUCUGUGACAGUAAAGUUUUUAUGCUGCAGUCCUCCA